This is a messenger RNA of Knipowitschia caucasica, 5490 nucleotides long. NCBI's taxonomy places the organism in Eukaryota, Metazoa, Chordata, Actinopteri, Gobiiformes, Gobiidae. The record is from the annotation of a GenBank genome assembly.
AUGUGUCUAAAGGACGUCAGGAUGCAGUCGUGUGCCAGGUGUGGGUUUGUGGUUUACCCAGCGGAGAAGAUCAACUGCAUCGACCAGAACUGGCACAAAGCAUGUUUCCACUGUGACGUUUGUAAAAUGGUGCUGACGGCAAACAACUUUGUCAGUCACAAGAAGAGGCCAUACUGCUCUGUACACAAUCCAAGAAACAACACAUUCACCAGCGUCUAUGAAACUCCGGUGAACAUCAACGCCAAGAAGCAGAGUAUGGCCAGCAGUGAGCUGAAGUACCGUGAAGAUGGCGAGCGCUUUAUGUCCACCUUCCACCAGGACAUGAAGCUGGAGAGGGCCCGACAUGUCAAUCAAACGGCCAGCCAGGUGUUUCAGUCCAGGUCUGAGCAGCAGCAGCAGCAGCAGCAGCAGCAGCAGCAGCAGCAGCAGCAGCAGCAGCAGCAGCAGCAGCAGCAGCAGCAGCAGCAGCAGCAGCAGCAGCAGCAGCAGCAGCAGCAGCAGCAGCAGUGGGAGUCAGGGACAGUCAGCAGUCACCACAUUAUUAGUAUGUCUCAAGCCCAGAAGAAUAUCAGUGAAGUGAAGUACACAGAGGAGUUUGAACAGUCCAAAGGAAAGGGCACCUUUCCUGCUCUGAUCACACCAGGCUACCAGGCCGUGAAACAAGCUAGCACGUUAGCUAGUAAUGUGGAAUACAAGAAAGGACACGAAGAAAGAGUUUCAAAGUAUACAACGUUUGUGGAUUCUCCAGAGGUGCUCCUGGCAAAGAAACAAGGACAAAUAGUCAGCGACUACGCUUACACUGAAGAGUAUGAGCAGCAGCGGGGGAAGGGCAGUUUCCCGGCUCAUCUCACUCCAGGAUACCAGAUGUCGAAGAAGGCAACUGCACAGGCCAGCAAUAUAAAGUACCGUCAAGCGUACGACCAGCAGAUAAAGGGAACAGCCAGCACUGAGGCCGCGGCAGCAGAGGCAGCGUUAGUGCGAGAGAACGGAGAACGCCACAGUCAGAUUGCUUACACCGAGGACUAUGAACAGCAGCGAGGCAAAGGCAGCUUCCCCGCCAUGAUCACCCCUGGGUACCACCUCGCCAAAAAGGCUCAGGACAAUGCAAGUGAUUUGAAAUAUCGUAAAGACAUAAAGAAGAUGAAGGGCACGUCGCACUUCCACAGUCUGACCUCGGAGGACAACCUUUCACUGAAGAACGCACGGAAAAUCAGCAAGCUCGUCAGUGAGGUGGAAUAUAAAAAGGAUUUAGAAAACACAAAAGGUCACAGCAUUAACUUCUGUGAGACGCCACAGUUUCAAAACGCUGCCAAAGUCGCCAAGUUCACCAGCGAUAACAAGUACAGAGAGAAGUACGCGGCCGGGAUGAAGGGGUACUGCGAGGGCGGAGUCAUGGACACCAAGACUCAGCACGCGCUCAAGGCCGGGAGGCUGCAGAGUGACAUCGUGUAUAAACAAGGGUCGGAGCAGGAGUACAACUACCAGGCCACGCUCACGCCCGGAUACCAGUGCACCAAGAAGCUGGAGCCGCUGAAGGACAAAAAUUACAGACAACACAUCGACCAAGUGAAGUUCAAACCCGUCAUAGAAACUCCGGAGAUCAUUCGAGCCAAGAAGAACGCUCAACUCGCCAGCAACCUCAAUUACAAAGCGGACUAUGAAAAGACCAAGCAUCUGUACACACUGUCCCAGGACCUGCCUCAAAUCAAACACGCUAAAGCUAACGCUGAACUCUGCUCUGAUAUCAAGUAUAAAGAGCAGUGGGAGAAGACCAAGUCCAAAGCCUGUGAGACCGGUUUGGAGGAUCUGUCGGUCCGAGCAGCUAAAGCCUCCAGGGACUUGGCCAGUGAUAUCAAAUACAAAGAAUCCUACAUGAAAAACAAGGAGAGAGCGGCGGGCGUUAACGUUAGCGACGCAAGAACUCUGCACUCGCUCCAGGUCGGGAGGAUGGCCAGCGACAUCGAGUAUAAGAAAGAAUCAAAGGAAAGUCAGUCUCAGUUCAUCGGCUCCAAGGAUAUGAUCAACAUGAGUCACGCCAAAAAGGCCCAGGCCCUCGCCAGCGACCUGGAGUACCGCAAGAAACUGCACGACUACACCGUGAUGCCCGACGACAUGAACGUCCAACAGGCCAAGAAGGCGUACGCCCUGCAGAGCGACAAUCGGUAUCGGUCGGACCUGAACUGGAUGAAAGGCGUUGGGUGGGAGGCUGAAGGUUGUCUGAACAUAGAACAGGCCAAAAAGGCGGGAAACCUCUUGAGUGACACUAAAUACCGUCAGAAAGCAGACAGCAUCAGGUUCACGCAGGUGACCGACGAUCUCAACAUGAAACAUGCACAAAAAAGCCAGGAGCUGCAGAGUGACCUGGCGUACAAAGCAGACACGGAACAGAUCAUCCACCAGUACACCAUGACCAAAGACGAACCACUUUUCAAACAAGCUAAGGCUAAUGCUGAGCUCUUGAGUGAUAAAGCUUACAAAAGUAACUGGGAAAAACAGAGGGACAAAGGUUUUGAGAUGCGUCUGGAUUCCAUGUCCAUCCUCACGGCUAAAGCUAAGAGAGACCUGGCUAGCAAUAUCAAAUACAAAGAACAAUACGAGAAAGAAAAAGGCAAAGUUAUCGGGAUCAAGUCUGUGAGUGAUGACUCUCAGAUGGCCCACUCCACACAGGCCACCAAACUGCACAGCGACCGUUGCUACAAACAGAAGUAUGAGGACACCAAGGACCAGUUCAGCGUGUCUCUGGACAUGUUGAACAUCAGCCACGCUCAGAAAGCACAGGACCUGGCCACAGAAACCAACUACAGAACCAUCCUCCACGACUACACCACGCUCCCCUCCGACAUCAGCGUCACGUGGGCCAAGAAGGCGUACGGGCUCCAAAGCAACAAACAGUACAGGUCAGAUCUAAACUGGAUGAAGGGAGUGGGAUGGGAGGCCUCCAAGUCUCUGGACGUCCAACAGGCAAAGAAAGCCGGGGAGCUUCUUAGCGAGAAAAAGUAUCGUCAGAAUGUGAGUAACCUGAAGUUCACCAGCGUCGAGGACACUCCCGAGAUGGUCCAGGCCAAACUCAGCAACAAACUGGCCGUCGAUAGGUUGUACAGAGAAAAGGCUGAAGACGUGAGACAUAACUACACCCUGAGUGGAGAGCUGCCAGAGAUGAUGCAGGCCAGAAUCAACGCUAAGAACAUCAGCGAGAGCCAAUACAAAGAGUCCUGGACUAAGUUACGUGACGGAGGCUACAAGCUGCGACUGGACGCUCUUCCUUUCCAGUCUGCAAAGGCGUCUACAGAGAUCCUCAGUGAUCAAAAGUACAAAGAAGAAUUUGAGAAAACCAAAGGGAAGAUGAUUGGACUGAAAGGACUUCAGGACGACCUCAACAUUUCUCACUCAGUUAAUGCCACGAAACUUCAAAGUGAUAUCAAAUACAGAGAGGACUCAGCGAGGGACAUGUCCAAGGUCCACCUGGGACUGGACAUGCUGCAGGUCUCCCACGCCACCAAGGCCCAGUCCUUAGUGUCGGACCAGGACUACAGACUGACCCUGCACCACUACACCACUCUGCCCGACGAUAUGAAGGUGCAGGCCGCCAAGAAGGCAUACGCACUGCAGAGUGACAAAGUCUAUCGCUCAGACCUGAACUAUUUACGAGGAGCAGCGUGGAUCGCAGCUGGAGCUCUGCAGAUCGAGGGAGUCAAGAAGGCCACGGAACUCAUCAGUGACAAAAAGUACCGCCAACAACCGUACAACUUCAGACACACGUCCGUGACCGACUCUCCAGACAUUGUUCACGCCAAAAUGAGCGGGAAAAUAACAAAUGAACGCUUGUACAAAGAGAAAGGUGUGAGCGACCAACACAACUACACCAUCACCUCAGAGAGACCGGAGAUCACACAGGCCAAGAUCAACGCCGCAAACCUGAGUGAUAUCAAGUACAAAGAGUCCUGGCACACUCUGAGAGCUCAGGGCUACAAACUGACCAUGCAGGACAUACCAUUCCAGGCCGCCAAGAGCUCCACGGGCAUCGCCAGUGACUAUCGAUACAAACACAACCACCUCCUGGACAAAGGGAAACACAUCGGCGUGAAGAGCGUGACGGACGACCAGAACGUCCUCCACUGCCUCCUCGCCGGGCGCCUGAACAGUGACCAGCAGUACAGGAAGGACGCCCUGACCACGAGCGGCAACUACCACCUCACCACGGACAUGAUCAACAUCGUGUCCGCCAAGAACGCCCAGGCGCUGGCGAGCGAGCAGGACUACAGGAAGAGGCUGCACGAGUACACGGUGCUGCCCGACGACAUGAAGGUCCAGUGGGCCAAGAAGGCGUACGAGCUGCAGAGCCAGAAUUUGUACAAGUCUGAUCUGAACUUCAUGAAAGGCGUGGCCUGGGACGGAGCCGGAGCGCCUCAGAUGGAGUCGGCUAAAAAGGCCGGAGAACUCCUCAGUGAAAAGAAGUACCGACAGCUCCCGGACAGUCUCAGCUUCACCGCAGUCACAGACUCUCCAGACAUCCUCCACGCCAAGAACAGCUACCAGCAGUGCAGCGAGCGACUGUACAAGUCCAGGAGGAACGAGGACAUGAACAAGUUCACGUUACAUUCAGACGAUCCCGACUUUGUCCGAGCCAAACUGAACGCACAACAGAUCAGUGAUAAAGUGUAUAAGGCUCAUGGAGAGCAGGUGAAGACUUCAGGCCACGACUUGAGGCUGGAUGCGAUUCCGUUUCAAACAGCGAAGGCCUCUCGUAAGAUCGCCAGUGACCUGUCGUACAAAGCGUCGCACCUGAAGGAGAAGGGUCAGCAGAUCGGCCUUCGCUGUGUGGAGGACGACCCCAAAAUGCUGCACUCUCUGGCCGCCAGUAAACUGCAGAGUAACCUGGAGUACACGCGACAGUCCAAGGAGGCGCACUCCCAGUACAAGAUCCAUGCAGACCAGCCCGAGUUCAUGCUGGCCAAGAAGAGCCAGGCCCAGGCCAGCGACGUGGUGUACCGCCAGAAACUGCACGACUACACCUGCGACCCGCAACAGCUCAACGUGAAGCACGCCAAGGAGGCCUACAAGCUGCAGAGCGACAAGAACUACAAAGCCGAUCUGAACUGGAUGAGGGGAGCGGGCUGGACCCCUCCUGGAUCACACAAGGCAGAACUGGCCCGAAGAGCGGCUGAGCUGGGACUCACGGAGGGGGUCAGCACCGACGAGGCCAUCGCCAAGUACCAGCACAUGAUGAUGAUGCAACACCAGGAGCAGCAGCAGAACCAGUCGUCGGAGCAGGUGGAGACCAGCGAAGAGGUCCACCAGGGAGUCAACAUGGACGCCAUGGAGGUCCUGCACGUCAAACGCAAGAAGGUCCAGACCAUCCAGAAAAGAACCACCACUUCCUCUUUCAAGUCCAUGGAGAAGAAAUCCAGCAGCUCCUCCUCUUCGUCAUCAGCCACGAUUCACAACUCGCUCAAGUCUUCGUCCACGGCGGCGGCCAUCGACGAGGCAUAA